GAGAGAUGCUGAUAAGGCUCCAUCAUUACUCUGAAGUAUUGGGUUUGUGCAAACAUGGCGACAAGCUCUCAUCUUCUUCCUCAGGCAUUGCAUAUGAUACCUAGAAUCCCUAAUCGGUCGUCUAAGAGUUUAGGGGUUUCUUCAUUUCUACCACGAGCAUCGUCAGUGCACUCUCGUAUCUCAGUUUCUAAGGGUUUUCUAAAUCAUUCCGGCGCGAUCGAUUCCAGGAAGAGAAGGGAGUUCAUCGCCAAAGCCGAAGAGAGCACUGAAGCUGAUGCGGGGGUUGUUGCUGAAACGGUGGAAGCCGCUGAGGUGGAGGAAGCUAAACCUCCGUGGAAGCCAAGGACCAAGCUCGGAGAUGUCAUGGGUAUACUGAACCAGAAAGCAAUUGAGGUUUCGGAGAAAGUCAGACCGGUUCCAGAAAUUAGGACAGGGGACAUUGUCGAGAUCAAGCUGGAAGUGCCUGAGAACAGACGUAGGCUAUCGAUCUACAAAGGAAUAGUGAUGUCUAGACAGAACGCAGGCAUCCACACUACUAUUCGUAUCCGCAGAAUCAUUGCUGGCAUUGGCGUUGAAAUCGUCUUUCCUCUAUACUCACCAAACAUAAAGGAGAUAAAAGUGGUGAGUCACAGGAAAGUAAGAAGAGCGAGGCUUUACUAUCUGAGGGACAAACUUCCUCGUCUCUCCACGUUCAAAUGAACACCAAACCAAACCAACUCAACACAAGUCUUGUGCUGUCUUCAACCUCCAAUUGUAGCUAAAAUCUUCUCUCGUUCUCUUCUUGUAAUGACUGUUUGUUUGUCUUUUGGAAUUCGCAUGUAAUCUACAUUGGCAUUUGAGAUAAGUAAAAUCAAAAUGAUUUGUGAGCCUC
Messenger RNA from Brassica oleracea var. oleracea, 871 nucleotides. Its product is annotated as 50S ribosomal protein L19-2, chloroplastic-like. The transcript is spliced from 5 exons. Gene Ontology annotation, molecular function: structural constituent of ribosome. NCBI's taxonomy places the organism in Eukaryota, Viridiplantae, Streptophyta, Magnoliopsida, Brassicales, Brassicaceae. Bases 55 to 699 code for a protein of 214 amino acids. Gene Ontology annotation, cellular component: ribosome. Gene Ontology annotation, biological process: translation. The record is from RefSeq and is a predicted model, not a curated record.